AUGGCAUAUUUGUCUGCAAAAGGAAUUCAUACUUGCUUGUCUUUGAGAGUGCAAGAAGUCAGAAAUUUCAGUUUAAUAUCUUCAGCGUAUCAGAGGUGCCGAUUAUCGGAGCAGAUUUGCAGACUCGCAGUCAUUCUCACUCGCUCUUCAUCUUCGCAUCCUUCUCUUCGAAUUUCAAUCUCUGAUACUGGCAUUGGGAACUGCUUAGAGGAAUUUCAAGACUUGAGGUUUUCUUCCACGGAUUUUGCUGACAAUUGGGAUGGAAUGCUUUCUCUCAAAACCACCAGCAUCAGGGAUACCGAGAUACAUAGUUAUCAGAUAAACCUGAAAGAAAGGGGUUCCUCUAGAAUAACCAGACUACCUUCAAACACCAAAAAUGGUGCAAAAUUCAGUGGUAGUGAAGCUUAUCUGUCUUGUUUUGUUAGCCGUGAUCUCAUACUGUCUGAUAUCCAUACCUUUAUACAGAAGAUGCAAAUUUUAAAGAUUCCUAAUAUUGCAAUUCAAUUGGUAGCAGAAGAUUGCGAUGUUCCUGAAUCACGAUAUGAAAAGAUUUUUCUUGCGAAUGAGUGCAAGCAGUUACCAGCGUCGGCAUCAAAUCUAGAACUUCUUAAGUCAGGCAUAGAAGACUAUGUAGUUAAGCAUGGAAAUAAUUUAAGUAACAUGUGUAACUCUUGCUUCCCAAGUUGGGAGCAACUCAAAGUUGGAAUUGGGGUAGCUUGCUGCACUGAUAAUCGUUUAAACACGGAACUGGUGAUGGAGGCAGUCAUAUUAAUAAGUAAUAUAUCAGUGCAGAACAUUACGUGCUUCCGGGAAUAUGAUAAUAGAACAGAGGUUUUGUAUUUCAAGGACUUCUCACCUUGUACAAUCUCCCGAUCAUCUAUGAAGGCAUUGCAAAGCAUUGACUGGAAAACAUAUGGCUUAAAUUUAAGGGGUACAGUAGAGCAAGAUGGCGUUACAUUACUAGAAUGGGAAAACUUGCCUACAGAUACACACAUUGAUAUUGUGCUCCACGUAUAUCAUAAACAAUAUCCAGCAUUGGACAGAUCCUUUUUAUCUUUAUCAGAGACAGUUAAAAGUGUUUUACAUAGCUUUUUUUUAUAUAUUUAUUUUAUACUUCUUUCAGACGUUUCUUUGGAUUUUGUUUAUAUUAUUUAUUUGUGGACCAUGAUACCAGCUCCAAGGAAAUUGUCUCCACUUCACAGAAACCUUGUUAAGAGAGCAGUUAAACUUUCACUAGAUGACUUGAAGGCGAAUCAUUCCCAGGCUUUUCUAAGUUCCCGUGCCCUUCAGAUUCGAGGUUAUGCCCCUGAUCUCGCAAAAACAAUUGCUGGGCUGAUAUUGUCUUCCAGUGACUUGGAUUUCCAGGGAGAAUGCUUUUCUCUUCUUGGAUUACAGUCCCAAGAAGUUGGAACUGACACUGUGGAAAGCAGUAUUGAAGAAAGGAUUGUUUCAGUUAUAGAGAUGAACGACAAGAAACCCUACAAUUCUCAACAAGUCGCACCUUACCUUUUCGAAGAAUUAGAAAACCCUGUCCAGGAAUCUGAAUUUCAAGAAAACGAUUUCAGCCCCUUGGACUUUUAACUGUUGCAAGGUAUUCCUGCAUCCCUAGUCCAUCUUUCAAAAUGGUAGUAGCUGAUAUAAUGGCAUAUUCAUAAUAUACGUAUAUAAUUUGUAACAAUGUGAUGUCUGAUUUCA
Molecule: messenger RNA, 1695 nt
Organism: Vigna unguiculata (cowpea)
Lineage: Eukaryota; Viridiplantae; Streptophyta; Magnoliopsida; Fabales; Fabaceae
Product: type 2 DNA topoisomerase 6 subunit B-like
Biological process (GO): meiotic DNA double-strand break formation; reciprocal meiotic recombination
Cellular component (GO): condensed chromosome
Molecular function (GO): protein-macromolecule adaptor activity
Source: RefSeq, a predicted model, not a curated record